AUGAAAGAGCCUCAACCCCCACCAGCAGACAUCCCCGUCAGCACUGGCAAUUCCUCCACAGCUGCUACACAAAGAACUCCCCGCUUCAUCGUCAUCGGCGCCGGCUCUCGAGGAAAUGCCUACGCCCGCGCUGUGAAAACAACCACCCCUGGCGUCAUCCAUGCCGUGGCCGAGCCACACGAUUUCAAGCGUCGCGAAUUCGGACGAGACUAUAUAUGGGGAACGGACGGGUCUCCAAGCGAAGGACAAGAAUUCACAGACUGGAGAGAAUGGGUGCAAUGGGAAAUUGAGCGACGGAAGAAGACCAUCGCUACCGACGGCGACGAUAGCUCCAGUACUGCAAUUCCCCUUGGGGUAGAUGGAGUCUUCAUCUGCACAUUGGACGAGACACAUGUCGAGAUUAUCCAAGCCAUCGCCCCUCUGCAACUCCAUAUUCUCUGCGAGAAACCCCUCGCUCUCUCCCUAGACGAUUGUCUAACCGUCUACCGAACCCUCCAACCACAGCCCCAAUCCGCAAGCCAACGACCCAACCCACCAGCAACAAUCUUCUCCAUCGGCCACGUCCUCCGCUACAGCCCGCACAACACCCUGCUUCGCAAGCUCCUCCUGACCGACCGCGUCAUCGGCGACAUCGUUUCCCUCGAACACACCGAACCUGUUGGCUGGUGGCACUUCUCCCACAGCUACGUCCGAGGAAACUGGCGACGCGCCACAGCCAAUGGCGACGGCUCCCUCCUCACAAAGUCCUGCCACGACAUCGAUUUCAUCCUAUGGCUACUCUGCUCGCCGACUUCUCUCGAGGAUGCGCGCCACCAGCCGCAUUUCCCGCGAUCUAUCUCGUCAGCGGGCUCGUUGACGCAGUUCCGUCAUGCGAGGAAACCCGUUGCGGCUGGUGAUGCGACGAAUUGCGUCUCUUGUCCUAUCGAGCGGGAAUGUAACUACAGUGCGGUGCGGAUUUACAAGGAUAGACACCUAGGGAAAGGUCAUCGUAAGUGGCCGGUGGAUAUUGUAUGCCCAGACAUCGAGGACGUGUUUAGAGUGUCAGGACGCGCAGCCGCAGAAGAGCAUUUACUCUCGCGAUUGCGGGAGGACUAUGAUGUCCAUGUCCAGUCAGACGCUGACAUCGCCACGAAACCAUGGUACGGGCGAUGCGUGUACGAAGCAGACAAUAACGUUUGCGACGACCAAGUCGUGACACUCGCCUGGGAUGACGAGGACUCCCAGCCGAAACGACUAGCCAAAACAGCUACUUUCCAUAUGAUCGCGCCAACAGAGAAACAAUGUGAGCGACGCGGUCGUGUAUACGGGACAACGGGGGAGAUUGAAUAUGACAGCAACACCAUCUCGAUUUAUGACUUUGCGUCUGCAACGACGAGGAAGAUCGAUGUUCCCCGUCCACCACCGGAGAGGGCUGAGUCUCAUGGUGGUGGUGAUUAUGGUCUUGCGGGACAGUAUGUCCAUGCUGUGAAUGCCGUGAUGAAUAAGGGGAUUGAUGUUGAGACUGCGCAGGCAAGGUUCAUUGGGUGUACGCUUGAGGAAGCGGUGCAAAGUCAUGCGGUGGUCUUUGCUGCGGAGGAGGCGAGGAGGGAGGAGCGUGUUGUUAAGUGGAAGGAGUGGUGGGAGGAGAAGUUGAAGUUGAAGGACUCGGUUGUUGCUUAG
Molecule: messenger RNA, 1659 nt
Organism: Penicillium subrubescens
Lineage: Eukaryota; Fungi; Ascomycota; Eurotiomycetes; Eurotiales; Aspergillaceae
Product: Gfo/Idh/MocA family protein
Exons: 1
Coding region: 1-1659 (552 amino acids)
Molecular function (GO): nucleotide binding
Source: RefSeq, a predicted model, not a curated record